Molecule: messenger RNA, 807 nt
Organism: Rosa chinensis
Lineage: Eukaryota; Viridiplantae; Streptophyta; Magnoliopsida; Rosales; Rosaceae
Exons: 1
Coding region: 1-807 (268 amino acids)
Source: RefSeq, a predicted model, not a curated record
AUGCUUGUGGGAGACUUUAAUGAACUGUUUUCCUUCUCUGAUAAGAUUGGUGGCUCCAAGCACUAUAGGUUUGGGGGCAUGCAAGAUUGGGUCUGUAGGAAUGGUUUGGUUGACAUGGGUUACCAAGGUGUUGACUUCAUAUGGACAAAUAAUACAGUGAAUGAGAGACUUGAUAGAUGCUUCUGCAACAGUGAUUGGAGAAUCUUUUUUGCUGAUGCUUGUGUUGUUCAUCUAGCUAGAAUGAAGUCUUAUCACUGCCCUUUACUGGUCAAAUUGUGCCCUGAUGCUAGACGUGUAAGGAAAAACCCCCCUUUUAGAUUCCAAGCUAUGUGGAUGCAACAUGACAACUAUGAUGAGUUGGUUUCUAGAACAUGGAACUUGUGCUCUGGUGAUCUUAUCAACAAGACCACUACUUUGGCUAAUUCUCUUAAUGAUUGGAAUAGAGAGGUGUUUGGCAAUAUCUUCAAACAAAAGAGGACUCUUUUAGCUAGAAUCUGUGGUAUCCAAAGGAGUUUGGGUAGAAAGGACAACCCCUUUCUGCAAGAUCUGGAGAAAGAGCUGAUUACCAAAUAUGAAAAGAUUAGAGAUGUUGAGGCUCUCUUUUGGAAGCAAAAAUCAAGGGAUAAAUGGUUAAGUGAUGGUGACAGAAAUACAAUUUUUUUCCAUCUAACUACUGUGAUGAGAAGAAGAAGAAACAAGAUUGAUGGUCUCUUUGAUUUUAAUGGUGUUUGGACAGAUGAUCCAGCUGCCAUGAAGCAAAUAGCUGUGGAGUUUUUCUCGAAUCUCUUUUCUGCUGAAAUUAGAUAG